AUGGGCGAUUUAAAUCCUUCCCAUGUGGUCGGGUAUGAGCAUCUGGAAGCUUAUUUGUUGGUGGGCCAGGACAGCUUUGCCCUGGUGGAAGGGCAGACAUUCCAUGUGGUUGUGCAAAUACCCAUGGGGUGUGACGUGCUCAUCGGAUUUGAUCAGUUGCGACACUCUGAGCGGGCACUGACGUGGGCAAAUAGCAGCAUGAUUGUGGUCCCGCAGUCGUUCAUUCGGUGGCAGUGGCUCAAGGAUACGAAUGUCCCUGUGCCGCCGCCGCCGUGGGUAAAGGCAAUACUGGGCCUGGGCAGGACUGGCUCUCUAGUGUGA
Messenger RNA from Sphaeroforma arctica JP610, 321 nucleotides. RefSeq lists its product as hypothetical. The record is from RefSeq and is a predicted model, not a curated record. Bases 1 to 321 code for a protein of 106 amino acids. NCBI's taxonomy places the organism in Eukaryota, Ichthyosporea, Ichthyophonida. The transcript has a single exon.